This is a messenger RNA of Microthlaspi erraticum, 1890 nucleotides long. The record is from the annotation of a GenBank genome assembly. Lineage: Eukaryota; Viridiplantae; Streptophyta; Magnoliopsida; Brassicales; Brassicaceae.
AUGUCUCAAUCUCAACCACCGUCUGCUUCGCAGCGGUGCUUCUCUCUACUCAUCUUUCUCUUCACCACACUUCAAUCUUCCUCUGCUUCAUGCUCUUCUUCUUCUUCCUCCUCCUCCUUCCAUUGCCCUCCGUUUAACUCCUCUCCACCAUUCCCAUUCUCAACAUCUCCGGGAUGUGGCCACCCAAACUUCCAGAUCCAAUGCUCCUCCCCACGCGCCACCAUCUCAAUCAAAAACCUCUCCUUCUCUCUCCUCCAUUACGACUCCCUCUCCUCUUCUCUCCUCCUCUCUCCAAUCCUAGACUCUAACCGGAACCGGCACAAUUGCUCCUCUCUCCGGUUCUCUCAUCCCAUCGACUUAACCGGUUCUCCAUUCCAAAUCUCCGACUCUUCCUGCUCUCGCCUCUCUCUCCUCCGUCCCUGCUCUCCUCUCCUUCUCCCAAACUGCAGCCGAUGCCCUUUCGACUGCAAACUCCUCAAAAACCCGGGUCGGAUCCUCCACGGAUGCGAAUCAACCCACGGAUCCUUAUCGGAGCAAGGCUGCCAAGGAGACCUCCUCGGCUUCCUCCAAGACUUCUUCACCAGAUUCGGAUUCCAAGUCGAAUUCGACGAGUCUCAAGACCCUUACUUCGCCAAAUGCAGAGACUGCCAAACCAAGAACGGUGCUUGCGGGUUUAAUUCGACCCACCCGGAUCAAGACUUCCUCUGUUUUCCCCAACCCGGAUCCGAAACAGAGCAAAAAAAAGUCAACCACGUGGCCGUCUUGUCUCUCAUCUUCGCUCUCACUUGCCUUCUCCUAGCGAUCUCCGUCGCGGUAACGAUUUUCCGAUCACGGAGAGCGAGUUUCUUCUCCUCCUCCGUCAACGAAGAAGAUCCCGCCGCUCUCUUCCUCCGCCGCCACCGCUCCCUCGCGCUCCUCCCUCCGGUGUUCACCUUCGAGGAGCUCGAGUCCGCCACCAACAGAUUCGACCAGAAACGCAAAAUCGGAGACGGAGGAUUCGGCUCCGUUUACCUAGGCCAGCUCACCGACGGCCAGCUCCUCGCCGUGAAGUUCCUCCACCACCACCACGGCGCAACCGCCGCGGCCACCGAGCACUGCAAAGCCUUCUCGAUGAAAUCCUUCUGCAACGAGAUCCUGAUCCUCUCUUCGAUCGACCACCCGAACCUCGUCAAGCUCCACGGCUACUGCUCUGACCCGAGAGGGCUUCUCCUCGUCCACGAUUACGUCACCAACGGCACUCUCGCCGAUCAUCUCCACGGACGGAAGUCGAAGAUGACGUGGCGAGUCCGGAUUGAUAUCGCUUUGCAGACGGCUUUGGCUAUGGAGUAUCUUCACUUUGCCGUUGCUCCUCCGGUUGUUCACAGAGACAUCACGUCGUCGAAUAUCUUCGUUGAGAGAGAUAUGAGGAUCAAAGUCGGAGACUUUGGUUUGUCUAGGCUCUUGGUGUUGACGGAGACGACGGCCACGUCAGCUUCGUCGUCUGAUUUCGUUUGCACCGGUCCGCAAGGUACGCCCGGUUAUUUAGACCCGGAUUAUCACCGGUCUUUCCGGUUAACGGAGAAGAGCGACGUGUAUAGUUACGGCGUCGUUUUGAUGGAGUUGAUGACGGGGAUGAAAGCCGUUGACCAGCGGCGUGAGAAGAGAGAUAUGGCUUUGGCUGACUUGUUUGUCUCCAAGCUGCAAGUGGGUCUUCUCGAUCAGGUGGUUGAUCCGUUGCUUGCGGCGGCGGGAGAAGACGACGGUGGUGGUGUCGCGGCGCUUGCUGAGCUGGCGUUCCGGUGCGUUGCGGUGGAUAAAGACGAUCGUCCGGACGCUAAAGAGAUUGUUUUGGAGCUUAAGAGGAUUAAGAGCCGUACACGUGUGGUGGAUAAUGACGUGGCGAAAUGCUGA